AUGAGCUCGGAAACUGCAGUUAGGCUUUCCGCCCAAGUCCGGAGAGCACUCCAGGAGCACAGGUGUUUCGAGGCUUUGUUCGACAAAGUCCUGGACGUUCGGAAGGCAGUAUUUGGAGACCUGGAAGAGCUAUUUGACCUGCCUUUACAAACUAAAAAGCGCAUUGUUUUCAAGAAUCUGUUUAUUGGCUAUUAUGGGUCUACGAUACCACUGUAUGAAAGCAUGAUCAUUGAUGAUGCAAACAUUGCUGAAAACUUUGAACAACGCCUGACUAGCAUCUUGUGGCCUGAAGGAAACACACGAUUCAGCUCUGCCUUUGGCAGCAAAAGUCUGCUAUCUUUCUCAGAGCUAGCGUCAGGAUUAGAGAAGACAAUUAGAAUCAUGAUUUUGGAGAGUUUUGGUGUGGAGAAAUACAUGGAUGAGCACAUGGAUUCCGCCAAUUAUAUUCUUUGGGUCAUGAAAUAUGAAGGCCCCCAAACCAGCGAGGCAACUCUUGGGUCACGUGCUCACUCUGACCAGAACAUGGUUACCCUAUUGUAUCAAAAUGAGGUUAAUGGAUUGGAGAUUCACACCCAAGACGGCGACUGGAUUAGUGUAAAACCUUCAUCGGACACUUCCAUAGUCAUGAUUGGAGAGUCUUUCAGCGUUAGUCACUUUAAUAUGAACAUAUCGUUUUUAGAAAGCACAAAUGGAGGAGAAAAUUACUGUUUUUAA
Molecule: messenger RNA, 714 nt
Organism: Durio zibethinus
Lineage: Eukaryota; Viridiplantae; Streptophyta; Magnoliopsida; Malvales; Malvaceae
Source: RefSeq, a predicted model, not a curated record